AUGGCUGGAUUCGGAAUGAGCGAUCGAGAGGAGGGCCAGGGUCCAGGUCAAGAAGGCGCCCAAUUCGGACAACUCGAGGUGGCAACUGAAGCCGACGAGUACAUGCGAACGGCUCCCCACACCAUAGCAACCGGCCUCAUCUCGUCUAAUGACAGGUUGCGGCGUUUAGCCCGUUUUUUCGGCACCCACGCCACACCAACUAAACGUCCACGCGAUUGCCUACUCUUGCUUCGUCCAGUUCGGACAGGUUGUUGCCCAGUCGACGCACGAUACAGACGACGACUCGCCUCGACUGGCAGAAGCGCGACUCCAGUCACCGCCGAUCAGGUCGAAAAGUCAGUACCAGAAUCUGCCUAUUGGUUCUGUUCAAAAUGGCGCGUGAAAGGGAUUCGUAGAGUGACCGCACCAAAUACCGAAAGAGCAUUUGACAUAAAAGAGCUCGGCACCCCGUCCUGCGACUCCGAUGAAUUCGUGCUGGUCUUGCCUCCAUCAUUUGCCGGACAUUGUUAG
Protopolystoma xenopodis is the source of this 510-nucleotide messenger RNA. The record is from the annotation of a GenBank genome assembly. NCBI's taxonomy places the organism in Eukaryota, Metazoa, Platyhelminthes, Monogenea, Polystomatidea, Polystomatidae.